AUGUCUGACGCGGAAGCCAAUGCGGCCAUCUCAGAUAAUGAGGUCGAUGAUCUAGCGACUCCAGCGGCCAACGAGGAAGUUGAGGCACCACGUGAUACAGUAGAGGAGAAUGGUCUAGAUGAGGACGAGGACGACCUGUUUGGCGACGGUGGAGACGACGAAGAGGAGCCAGCACAGCUGUCCAUGAAGUCGAAGCUGACCCUAUAUAGAGCUCGCAAACUCGACGAUGAAGAACUCGACUCUGGCGACGAUGAAGGACGCGCAGAUCGCGCCAGGGCGCAAGAAGCUGCGGAAGAGGAAGGCGAGCAGCAUACAUUCGCGGUUAUGGACGCGGAUAUUGCGCGACACGCCAUACCAGAACCCAGCGACGGUGAGCUCUACUUGCUCAAGGUCCCGCGCUUCCUCUCCUUCGACCCCACGGCAUUCAGCCAUAAGACGUUUCAGCCCCCGACUACAGACCACCACUCAAAGCUCCCUGCGUCCGACCAAUUCUCUGCCUACAAUACCGCCAUGUCCACGAUCCGAUGGCGCCGCUCACCCUCAAACAACGCCGAGCUCCAGUCAAAUGCCCGCAUCCUGAGAUGGGCUGACGGCUCCCUCACUCUCCAGAUCGCGAACGACCCGACCAUGCAGUUCGACAUCGAUGCGAACACGCUUGCGCCGCCCCAGGUCAAGCCCAAGAUCCCCACACCCACCUCGAUCAAGGCAGGCGCAAAGCCGAGUGCCAAGUUGGAGAGCUACACAUAUCUGGUUGCGCCGUACGAGGAAGCGAACGUCAUGCGCGUGACGAACAAGCUCACAACUGCGCUCAGCGUCGUGCCAGCCGCGAACCUCAAGGACACCGCCCUUGAGAAGUUGCAAAACGAUCUUGCCCAGAUUGCCAGCCGUGGUCGCGACGACGCCGAUCAAGCCAUUUCCUUCGUCGAUGUGAAUGAGGACCCGGAAUUACGGCGGCAGAGAGAAGAGGCCACUUUCAAGGAGAAGCAGCGACAAGCCCGUGCUCGUGAGAAGCACGAAGCCCGUCAAGCUGAACGUGCGGUCCGCACCGUUGGUCGCUCUGGAGGUCGCACAUCUGGUCUCAACAUUGACGACCUCGAAGACGCUGCCAGUCGCCCACGCAAACCACGCCAGAAGGGCGGCUUACGGCGUGACUGGAGCGACGAUGAUGACUUCGCAAGAGGUCCCGGUAGAUCGAGGGAAGAUGACUAUGACGAGGAGGACGACUUCAUCGCAGCCAGUGACGAGGAGCCGGAGAUUGUGGAUGACGACGAUGAUCUGGACGAAGGCAUCGCACCUAGUCCCAAGAGGAGGGCUGGUGGAGAUGAUGAUGAGGACGAGGAGGUCGUGGUCAGCAGGACGAAGAGGAGAAGGGUGGUCGACGAUGAUGAGGAUGACGAGUAG
Parastagonospora nodorum SN15 is the source of this 1401-nucleotide messenger RNA. RefSeq lists its product as hypothetical. The coding region runs from base 1 to 1401 and encodes 466 amino acids. The record is from RefSeq and is a predicted model, not a curated record. NCBI's taxonomy places the organism in Eukaryota, Fungi, Ascomycota, Dothideomycetes, Pleosporales, Phaeosphaeriaceae. Gene Ontology annotation, cellular component: nucleus; Cdc73/Paf1 complex. Gene Ontology annotation, biological process: positive regulation of transcription elongation by RNA polymerase II; transcription elongation by RNA polymerase II. The transcript is spliced from 2 exons. Gene Ontology annotation, molecular function: RNA polymerase II C-terminal domain phosphoserine binding.